UUAGGAAUCAUUUGACGUGCACAUGUUAAGCUGCAAUGUUGUUUCAAGCGGCGCUAUGUGUUAUCUUAUUAGUGUUAAUGUGGUGGUGGAGAAAUCGGAAAUUUAUCCAGCAAUACAGGAAAUUGGGGUGUACGUACACCGCCCUGCCGAUUUUGGGACACGCCCACAUGUUUAUUGGUAAUAGAGAAGCUAUAAUGAAUACAUUUAUUAAGUUCGGAGAGGAAGCCAUAUCCCGCGGCGGCGUCGCUCCGCUGUGGCUUGUCAACGAGUACCACCUUUGCAUCGCGGACGCCCUCGACUGCGAAGCAGUGCUCAAGAAUUACUUCUCCAAAGACAAGCUAUUGAGGAUGAUAAGACUUCUAACAGGGGACAGUUUUAUAUUUGCGCCAGUGGAGAUCUGGAAGCCCCGCCGGCGUCUCAUGGCUCCCCUGUUCAGCGUUAGGAGCACCAACUCUUUCUUGGGAGUCUUCACGAGGCAGAGCACGCGAUUGGCGGAACAGCUCCAAGCUGCGGCCAAUCAGGGCCCAGUGGCGCUGUGGCCGUUUGUCAACGCGUUUACCUUGGACACUGCUUGUGAGACAGUUCUGGGCGUAGAGCUGAACAGCCAGUUAGACAAUAACAACCCGCUACUAGUGGCCGUGGACAGGCUGGUGGAGUUGGCGGGCGACGGGCUCACCAAGUUCUGGUAUCAGAUCGACUUCAUCAUGAAGAACCACCCCUCCUACAGGAGCUUCAUGACAGAACAGGCCAUUAUUCAACAGUUUAUUGAUGAGUCAAUCAAGGAAAAAGAAGAAAAAAGCCAUACCAUCGCCAUGAAUCCGAAUACGAAGGAGUUUUUCUCAUUAGAGGACGAGAGUAGACCAGUGAGUCUAUUGGAGAAGCUGAUCCAGUCGGUGUCUGCGGCGGGCGCGCGCGCGGAGGCGCUGGGGCUGCUGCUGGCCGCCGCGGGCUCGGCCGCCGCCGCGCUCGCCUUCACGCUGCUCAUGCUGGCCCGCCAUCCUGCCGUGCAGGACAAACUCUACCAAGAAUUGCGAGAAGUGUUCGGAGAAGACUCUGCCCGCCCCGUGACGCUGGUGGACCUCCAGCGGCUGAAGUACCUGGAGGCGGUGGUGCGCGAGACGCUGCGGCUGUUCCCGCCCGCCGCCAACAUCGUGCGCGAGGCGCACCGCGACCUGACGCUGCCAUCAGGAGUCGAAGUGCUCAAAGGAACCAACCUGAUUCUCAGCAUUUGGGGAGUCCAGAGGAACCCCAAGUAUUGGGGGCCCGACGCCCACGAGUUCCGACCAGAGAGGUUCCUCGAAGGACCACUGGAGCAUCAAAGUGCAUUUUUGGCGUUUAGCAGUGGCCCACGAGGUUGUCCGGGAGCGCAAUACGCCAGUAUGGUCACAAAGACGGCGGCGGCCACCCUCCUGCGGCGGUACCGCGUGCGGCCGCUGCAGCACGGGCCGCUGCGGCUCCUGUUCAGCGUCACGCUCAAGGAGAUCGAUAAUUUCACCGUCAGUUUGCAAUCUAGGAUAUGAAGUGUUAGAACUAUGUGAAAUUAAAUUAGUAAUUUAACAAAAUUUAUUUUAUUCUUAUAGUUGCAAAGAUUUUUUUUUCUCAAAUAUUUAAAAACAAAUUAUAACAAUUGUGUCUCAGGGCAUCUCGGCUGGCAAAGGUGAUGAAGCGUCCUGUCAACAGGAACAUUAAAAAGACUCAUAUGUUUUGUGUGUUUAUUAACAUAAUAAAUAUUAGAAUAUUAAAUCUAUAAAAUGAU
Molecule: messenger RNA, 1756 nt
Organism: Plodia interpunctella (Indianmeal moth)
Lineage: Eukaryota; Metazoa; Arthropoda; Insecta; Lepidoptera; Pyralidae
Product: cytochrome P450 4d2-like
Exons: 10
Coding region: 36-1520 (494 amino acids)
Molecular function (GO): monooxygenase activity; heme binding; oxidoreductase activity, acting on paired donors, with incorporation or reduction of molecular oxygen
Source: RefSeq, a predicted model, not a curated record